UUGAGCACAAACAAAACGCGCUUAGACAUCUCUCGCAACAGAACCGCCGCUGGUAACGUGUCCGAAAAUUCCAUUGAAAGCGAAAUGAGUCACAAAUUCAUUGGUGCCUGCCUGCUGCUGAGCUGCCUGGUCGCCUCUGUCCACAGUGCUGCCAAGGUGCCCAUUGCCAUUUACUACGAGUCCCUGUGCCCGGACAGCGCCAAGUUCAUUACGGAGCAGCUCUAUCCGGCCGUAAAGGGGGAGCUGCGCGAUGUGGUGGAUCUCACUUUUGUGCCGUUCGGCAAGUCCCAGUUCUUCACGCAGGGCGCCGAGGUGACCUUCACCUGCCACCAUGGACCGAACGAGUGCUACGGCAACAAGGUGCAUGCCUGCGCCAUCGAGCACAUCCAAGCCAACUCCUACCAGAUUGAGUACACGCGCGAGUCGCUGACCCUCGACUUCAUCAACUGCCUGAUGCGGGCCGGCAAGAACUUCCCGGACAACGUGUACCCCGGCCAGCGCUGUGCCACCGAGAACCACAUCAACAACUGGGAGAACAUCAAGACCUGCGCCAACUCCACCGAGGGCAAUCAGCUGCUUCGCAAGGCCGGCGAAACCACCCAGCGCCUCAAGGACCCGCUCGCCAGCGUGCCCAGCGUACUCUUCAACGAGCAAUUCGAGAAGAAGGUCAACGAGCGUGCCCAGGUCAACUUCGUUGGCACCCUCUGCCAGUACGUCUCGGCGCCCCAGCCCCGAAUCUGCGCCCAGCACAAUGCCGCCGCAGCUCCUGGCCUGGCCAGCGUAAGCGCCAUCCUAAGCUCCCUGCUGGGUCUUUGGUUUAUCCGCUCCUUCUACUAAGCUGUCUGAAUCUACAUCUACAUCUGAAUCUCAAACUGCAUCUGCUUCCUCCCCAACUUCCGUCCAAUGGGGAAUCUCAAUGCCUUAUCAUUUGUAUUUUCUCUUUAUUUCUGUUUACUGGUUUGCUUCCAGGACAAUUGAAACUCAAGCCGUCCAAUCGUCCAGCUCGAAUAUAUCAGUAUAUCAAAGAUCCAAUUUAUUUUGCAG
Molecule: messenger RNA, 1044 nt
Organism: Drosophila obscura
Lineage: Eukaryota; Metazoa; Arthropoda; Insecta; Diptera; Drosophilidae
Gene: GILT1
Product: GILT-like protein 1
Exons: 4
Coding region: 85-837 (250 amino acids)
Molecular function (GO): oxidoreductase activity, acting on a sulfur group of donors, disulfide as acceptor
Source: RefSeq, a predicted model, not a curated record